This is a messenger RNA of Durusdinium trenchii, 1187 nucleotides long. Lineage: Eukaryota; Dinophyceae; Suessiales; Symbiodiniaceae. The record is from the annotation of a GenBank genome assembly.
AGUCGUAGUUGGCUCAGACACAACUCUGAUCGCCCGCAGCUAGUCGCAGUUUGUGCGCGAUGCUUGUCUCUGCGCGAGUGGCAGUGAGGCGCCUGGUGCCUUCCAUGAGGCCUUUGCCUCGAAGCUUCAGCGCAUUUGGUAGCACGUCAUCUGCCUCUGUUGAUCGCAUUUUUCAGCUUUUUCAGAAGCAUGGCUGUGGGGACUACAUCGGUGAGGAGAUCUCGCAGCUGGAGCAUGCACUGCAAGCUGCAGACCUGGCACAGAGGUCUGGACUUGGACAAGAGGCCACUAUCGCAGCGCUACUACAUGAUGUGGGACACUUGCUAGGCAUGGACGAUCCCUCAAGCGCUCGGAUGGAGGAUUGCGGGGUGGUGGACCAUGAGAAGCUCGGUGGUCAAUGGCUGCAGAGCCUCGGUUUCUCCCAGAAGGUGUGCGAUUUGGUGGCCCGGCACGUGGAUGGUAAGCGCUACCUAUGUGCCGUGAGGAAAGACUACCACAAGACGCUCAGCGAGGCAUCCAAGACCACCUUGAGACAUCAAGGUGGCCCCAUGACGGCUGAGGUUAACACUGCGGAGGUUUGCGUGGCAAAGGGGUAUGGCAUGGAGGUAUGGCAAACAGGGUCGUCAAGAAUUUGGACUCGCUGCUGGCCUGUUAAAAGUAGCCUGCAUUUAUAUGCAAAACCUAUCUAUAUGAGACUAUAUAUAAUACUAUAUGAUAUAUGCAGCAUGGAAUGCUGCUAUGCAUAAGUUGCGUGUUCAAGGAAUUAGUUGCUGAUCUGUGUGGUGAGGAGGCCAAUGCCUUUGAGAAGGAGGAGCUGCACAAGAUCAUCGUGGCGAUGCGACAUUGGGAUGAGGCUGCCAAGGUGAAAGGCAAAGAGGUGCCAAGCCUGGAGACCUAUCGAGAGCUCAUCGAGAAGAACCUAAUUCCUUCACCAGCUUAAGCCGCAGUGCUGCGGCUAUGCCUUCUGGCUGCUCUUCACCCAAAGAUGGUUUGAGUGGAUCUGGGUGAUGCAGUUUUGACACCUCACAUUAUGCUUGGAGCAUUGCAAGUCGGGGGAGUCAUUGCAAGUCGUUACCCGCAGCUUUUGUGGCUCGUGGGCGAAAUCGCCCAUGUAGGCUAUGAAAUCCGAGCUCGAAGGAGCUCGGAUUUGGUCACUUCAGACCUUAGCAAAGCAAAACGACAGCAGC